AGAGAGGAGUUGAGUUUGGACAGUGUGUAUACAGGUGACACUGUUUUGUAUAUAAUCGGACAUUAAGAUACAUAUUUACAACUGUAUUCUGUAAAAUGGUCGGGGUAAAAGUAAUCGGGAAUGAUUCAGAAUUCCAACCUGAGCUAGCAGCCGCCGGUUCGAGGCUUGCGGUAGUGAAGUUCACAAUGGCAGGAUGUCGACCCUGUGUCAGAAUAUCCCCUGCUUUCAACAUGUUGAGUAACAAGUACCCACACGUGGUUUUCCUUGAAGUAGAUGUACACGUCUGUCAGGCAACGGCUGCCGCUAACAACAUCUCUGCAACGCCAACAUUUUUGUUUUUCCGUAACAAAGUGCGCGUUGACCUGUAUCAGGGUGCAGAUGCCUCAGGACUAGAGGAGAAGAUCAAGCAGCAUGUAGAAAACGACCCUGGAAGCAACGAGGACUCAGACAUUCCCAAGGGAUAUAUGGACCUGAUGCCGUUUGUGAACAAAGCUGGCUGUGAGUGCCUAAAUGAGAGCGACGAGAGCGGCUUUGAMAACUGCUUAGUCAAGGACACCACCUACCUGGAGUCUGACUGUGAUGAGCAGCUCCUCGUUACGAUGGCCUUUAACCAGCCUGUCAAGCUGUACUCAAUGAAGCUGCAGUCCUCUGACUUCGCCCAGGCACCAAAGUGUGUGAAGAUUUUCAUUAACCUGCCUCGCUCCAUGGACUUUGACGACGCUGAGCGGAGCGAAGCCACCCAGACUCUGGACCUGGCGGAGGAGGACUUCAAGGAAGACGGGUUGAUUCCACUGAGAUACGUCAAGUUCCAGAACGUUCAGAGCAUCACCAUGUUYGUGAAGAACAACCAAGGUGAUGAAGAGACGACUAAAAUCAACUACCUUACUUUUAUCGGAACCCCUGUACAAGCAACAAACAUGAAYGACUUCAAACGGGUUGUGGGCAAGAAAGGAGAGAGUCACUGAGAGGAGAGGAGAGGAGAGGAGAAGAAGAAUGGCCAUAUUUCUGCGGUGAUCCCCGUCUUUCUGCCAAAGCUACUGGAUGGGUCCGGGUCAGAGUCAGCUCUACUGUAAUACAACACUGACAACCAACGAUGUGUCCCAAAUGGCAACGUAUUCCCUUUUAUAGUGCACUGCUUUUGACCCUUUAUAGUACAAUACUUGUUUUGGACCUGAUAUCCAUCCUGAAGUUUGGGCUUUGAUCCAGGAUCCAAAGACAUGUCUGAGAUCUAAAGUAGUGCACUAUAUAGGGAAUAGGGUGCCAAAGGGAUCUGGUCUAAAGUAGUGCACUAUAUAGGGAAUAGGGUGCCGUUCUGGAUGUGAAGUCUAUGAGCUGUCGUUUAUGUCCGCCAGUGAAAUCACCAAGAGGAGGCAUCUCAAUCAAUUAAUUCAAACAUUUUUAUUGUAAUUCAGACAAACACUGUAAAUAAAAACACAAUCCAAAAGGCA
Molecule: messenger RNA, 1448 nt
Organism: Salvelinus sp. IW2-2015
Lineage: Eukaryota; Metazoa; Chordata; Actinopteri; Salmoniformes; Salmonidae
Product: thioredoxin-like protein 1
Cellular component (GO): cytosol
Molecular function (GO): protein-disulfide reductase activity
Source: RefSeq, a predicted model, not a curated record